Molecule: messenger RNA, 3337 nt
Organism: Arvicanthis niloticus (Nile rat)
Lineage: Eukaryota; Metazoa; Chordata; Mammalia; Rodentia; Muridae
Gene: Lipa
Product: lipase A, lysosomal acid type
Molecular function (GO): hydrolase activity, acting on ester bonds
Source: RefSeq, a predicted model, not a curated record
UCGGCCCUCCCACCAUGUCGUUGUAGGCUCGGGUCAGCCACGCUCGCCUAGUUGUAGUGGGCACUGUUCUUGGACAAAGAGGUUAGAGGACCACUCCGGGUGAGUGACCGCAUCGGGCCUGGCUCGGUGCAGCGGGCUCGAGAGCUGGUGCCCUGCAGAUCGCCAGGGCUGGUAGAGGAGGCCCCACCACGGUCUCUGGCCUCCAGUUGCUUUGCUCCCGGGCACGUUCUGUGUUGGGUACCUGAGGUGCUUUGGGGGCGGCUGUUCUGUGGGCAUCAACAAGACGUGGACUGCCCUUCCCUGGGUAUCCUCCCGUUUCCUGGACAGGCGCGAUCGACGGUCAGAGACUGCUGGAGUCAUUCAGUUCACAUCUGUCUUCCCUGUGGGAUUUUAUUUAUCUUAAAUUUGGUUCAAGACUUUUAAAGAAACCCGUGGUCUGUUGAGACAUGCUUGUGUGGUAAUAUUCAGCUGGCUACAUUAAACAGAAGAAACAUGCAACUCCAGGGCCUGGUGGUCCGUUUCGUCAUUGGGAUCCUGCUUUCCUGGGGGUCCACGAGCACAGUAUCAGCUUUGGACCCUGAAGUAAACAUGAACGUGACUGAGAUAAUCAUGCACUGGGGAUAUGUCGGUGAGGAACACUCAGUCCAGACAAGAGAUGGCUUUAUUCUGGCUAUUCACCGAAUCCCUCAUGGGCGGAAGAACCAUUUUGACAAAGGUCCCAAGCCAGUUGUGUAUCUUCAGCAUGGUUUCCUGGCAGAUUCUAGUAACUGGGUCACCAACAUUGACAACAACAGCCUGGGCUUCCUCCUGGCGGAUGCUGGCUUUGAUGUGUGGAUGGGAAAUAGCAGAGGAAACACCUGGUCUCGGAAGCACAAGACUCUUUCAGUUUCUCAGGAUGAAUUCUGGGCCUUCAGUUUUGAUGAGAUGGCAAAAUAUGACCUACCUGCUUCAAUUGACUACGUUUUGAAUAAAACUGGCCAAGAACAACUCUAUUAUGUUGGUCAUUCUCAAGGAAGCACCAUAGGUUUCAUAGCCUUUUUACAGAUGCCCGAGCUGGCAAAGAAGAUUAAAAUGUUUUUUGCCUUGGCUCCUGUGUUGUCUCUCAAUUUCGCUUCCGGCCCGGUAGUCCGUUUGGCACGGUUGCCAGAGCUUCUUUUUGAGGACAUGUUUGGACAGAAGCAGUUUCUUCCUCAGAGCGCAGUGGUGAAAUGGCUGAGUACCCACGUUUGCACUCACGUCAUCAUGAAGGAGCUUUGCGCAAAUAUCUUCUUUCUGAUAUGUGGCUUCAAUGAGAAGAAUUUAAAUAUGUCUAGAGUGGAUGUGUACACAACACACUGUCCUGCAGGAUCUUCUGUGCAAAACCUGUUACACUGGAGUCAGGUUGUUAAAUACCAUAAGCUUCAAGCUUUUGACUGGGGAAGCAGAGACAAGAAUUAUUUUCAUUACAACCAGAGUUAUCCUCCCGUGUACAACAUAAAAGACAUGCGGGUACCCACCGCCUUGUGGAGCGGGGGCCGGGACUGGCUGGCAGACAUCCGCGACAUCAAUAUCAUACUGACUGAAAUCCCCAAGUUGGUGUACCACAAGCUCAUUCCUGAGUGGGACCAUCUGGAUUUUAUUUGGGGUUUGGAUGCCCCCUGGAGGAUGUAUAAUGAAGUGAUCAGUCUAAUGAAGAAAUACCAGUGAACGCCAGACUUGAGAUGCUUCCUCUUCAGCAGGGGAACAAAACCAGUUGUUUGCUUGAUUUCUGUAAAAUACUUGCGUUUCCCUUGUCUAGAUCAUUCGUAUUUUUAUGUGCAAGAAGAUGAUGACGUCAAAAGUGUACAUUGCUCUCUGGUUAAUAAGAAGCACGCUAGCUGUCUUGUGCUUCAUGGUGACUGACAAGCCAGCAUCACAACCAGUGAUGUCUUGUAAGUAUUUAGAAAGUAUGGAUGUUACGUGGAAAAGUCGUUGUAAUCCUUGUGUUUACCUUUUGGGGUUGUUUUCAGUGCAUGUGUGUUGUGCAUAUACAUGCAUUAGUGUGUGCUGUGUGCUGGCCAAACCUUCCUGGUGUGGAGGUAAGACAUCAGGGUGUCUUCCUCAGUCACGUCCCAUUCUACUUUUUGAGACAGAGUCUCUUGCUGAACCGGGAGCCUGACAUUUCAGUUAGACUAGCUGGCCAGUGAGCCUCCAGGAUCUUCCUGUCUCUACCCGGCCCCUCCCCCAUGCUGCGGAAUGUGAUAUCCCACCCAGCAUGUUCACACUGAUUCUAGGAACUCAGGUUCUCAUGCUUGUGUGCAAGCUCUUGAUUCACCAAAUCAAUGCCUCAAACCCUUGGUAAUUGAAAGUUGCUUUUCUAUUCCCACCCAACACAAGGGAACACAUACAGGACAUUUCACGCUAUUGUUUGUUAGCAGAAAUACAUCUGCCAGUGACUUGAACACACUAUGAAAAGCUCCUUGCUCUGAGCUUGACACAGCAGCACAAACCUGCAGUCUAGGCUCUCCGGAGGUUGAGAGAGGAAGACUGCUGUUAGAUUUAGGGUUCAUCUAGAGAGUGAGACUUUGUCUCUAGAAAACCAAAGACAGAGGAGAAAAAACACAAAAUACUCAGUUCUCAUCUCUUUGCCUUAGAGGGCUUUCCAGCCCAGAAUUCCUGUGCUCACCUACCCAAACAACAUUUUAUGUUUUUAUGUACUAGUUACCUAGUGAAAUUCAGUGUUAUCUCAGCUUCUCCAGGAGUAAAAAUAUUCUCUCUUCAGUUUAAUCAGAUCUCAAUAACAAAAUUUUUCAGGCCAACCCCCCCCCCCCAAAAAAAAAAAACCCAUAGACUCUUGAAAAGCAGUCUGCACUGAUUAAAAACAAAAAUAAAGCAAAAACUUGAAGAAGAUGAAUACAAUGAGCUGUGUUGGUUCUGCAUGUGUAGUCUGGUCACUUUUCUGUGGAGGGACAAAUCACUAAUUUGUCAGAGGGGAAUGUAGCUGCCAUGGCGGUGCCUUCAUGAGGCCAAAGCUGCUUGCCCAUGGCAAGCGUUCCAAUUCCUGGUCACACAAGUGAUGUUUUCAGACAGAGUUCAGCUCAGGAGUUUCGCUUUGAGAACCAGUGUUACAUGUACAAUAUUUUACUAAGCUUGCUUUGCGCCUGUGUACUGGAAGUUCUCAUCUGUUCACUUGACUCGCUGGUGAUGGCCAUCGCCAGCUGGACAGUUGAUAAGUUUUCUGACCUAGUCACCGCAGGUGCAGGAAUAUUAUUACCUGAUAUCGGCUCAAACAUGCAGGCAGAAUGAAUGAUACAUCUUUGUAACAUUUUAAAGGUUCAUAUUUAAACGUUUCAAUAAACCUCAGCCUCCCAGGCCUGAA